Molecule: messenger RNA, 3660 nt
Organism: Arctia plantaginis
Lineage: Eukaryota; Metazoa; Arthropoda; Insecta; Lepidoptera; Erebidae
Source: the annotation of a GenBank genome assembly
AUGGCCAGCGGAUACACGUGGUCGCGCCGCGUAGUGGCGUGCACGCGCACGCUCCGCUGCCUCGUCAGAGAUACACAGCGGGCUCUUGAUGACGUCUGCGAUAUACUACAUUUUGCGAUAAUUAAAAAAAAUCACACAUGCCCUUUGGCUUCAGAUCCAGAAGUACCAACAACAGUUCAACAGAUAGGCAGCCAUGCAGCUCGAACUACCGCACUAGUUAUCUUAGGGACUUCGCCAGCAGCACGCGCUCGACUCCUACAUUGUCUGCUGGGCCAUCCACUAUUACCGGACCCUCCACCUAGAGGAUGUAGAUGGGUUCGUAUUCAAUAUGGGAGUAUUACACAGGUGCACCUAUCUCUUGGCAAUUCGGAGUUCGAGCUGGUGGAAGAGUUGGAGUGUAAUAAAAGAUCGUGGGAGACGCUGCCAGUUGAGGUGAGAUAUGAUAUGACAAUAGCUAGGUUAUUAAGAUCCAUGCAGCUUGAGGGUCUCAAAGAUUUCUUUAUGGAUCUAGUAAGACAAGGUAAAUCUGACAUGACAACAAUAUUAGAAGUAGAAAUCAACAACCAGUUCCUCAAAAAUGGUGUUCGUAUCAUAAUACCUCCAGAUUUGGACGUAGAUCCUGGGAUCUCCAGUCAUUUGACCUUGAAAAAAUUACAUUCAGAUCUCUAUUUAAAGCGAGACAGCAUUUUAAAGAAUUUUAAUCCUAUAUAUCUGUAUGCAGUCGAUAAAACGGGAAAAAAUAUAUUCUCGGAUAGUAUUUCUGCGGAUAUGGUUUCUUCCAGAAGCGAAGAAGAAGAUUUUUGGAAUACAUUUAAUUUGUAUUCGAUGGCUGGAAGUGGCAAGGAAGCAGGCGAUACGGAGAGUACAGAAAGUGUAAAUGGAGAUAAAAGAGGAGACGUUAAAAGGAAGUGGAGUAGUCAGGUCAACAGGGAGCCUGCUGUGUUUUCUGGGGAGAAUUGCCUCGAUCUCAAUCAAAUAAAAGAGAUAAAUCCGAACGCUCAAGUUCUUUUCAUGCUAUUCUCUGACAGCGAAGAUAUGAGUUUACCAGGAGGACAUAAGAAACCAGUAGAAGUUAAAAAAGAACAACGGAUAAAUAUGGAUGCUCUUAAUUGGAUAUUCAAACAGACCCAAGAGUAUUCUCAACAAAAGAAUCCAGAAGACUUGAAGAGACUGCACGAAGAACAGACAACGUUCAUGAAUGAAUUGAUGGAGCAGUGGGAAUUCAUGAGUGAGUUCUUCAAUUAUGUUAAGAUCGAAAUGAGAGCAAGACAAGAUCGACCGCAAGAUUUGCCAUCAAUGAGUGGUAUAGGGGGCAAACAAGCAGACCGGUCACCUGAUACCAGUCCACCACCAAAACAUUACGUCAAAUCACAGUGGCUCAUUCUCAACGACUUCAAUCAGUGUACCGUCGACCAAAAAGCGUCGCUACCGUUAUCUAACAACACGGUACAGAGUGCGAACGAGACUUGUUUGAAUGGUAAACUGGAUGAGAAGACUGUGAAAACCAGGACGGGUCUACUGACUACUGUGAUGAAGUUUGCCACGGAUUGUAUGCAGAGCUAUUUAUUGGAGUAUUGUACUAGGUUAAGUGAGGUUCACGUGAAAUUGCUGCAGCAGUUCAUCUUGGCGUCAUUCGAUAUGGCGCGAGAGUUACAAGUUGUGCCGAAGAAGAUACAAUAUGUAGCUAAACAGGAACAACAAUUAUACGAGACAAUCAAUGAAAAGUUCUCAGAGGGAGAUAAAAAACAAGAGCUUGUACAAAUAAUGCAGGAAGUUCUGCAAGAAAUGAGAACAGAAGUUAACAAUAUGGACUGGAGCGUAGACGAUCUCCCAUGUCACCGUGACACUAGUUUUCUAGUCUCCAACUCCAUCUUCUACUCUUCCUCUACUCGAAGUACGCCGUCGAUCGCGUCCCUCCGCACGUGCGCGUACGAGCAGCCCUCCGACAGCGAGGACGCGCUCUCACUCGAUACGUAUAACUUCGAUGAUUACGACAUUAUCCCUCAUGAGGAGGAGGUGUCGGAGACCACCGAGGACUCGUUCGGGAAAGUUAAGUCACAAGAAUCAGAAUCUCCAUACAACAUUCGAGUAGAGAACGAGUCAGAGAUGUACUCUUUGUCGAGCAGCGGCUGGAGUGGGGGCACCACUUGUACGAGCACUCGAAAUAUAUCUGUCAAGCAAGCGUCUUUAGACGUGCAACGGACAGUUCUCUCUAAGUUAAGUCAGAAGAUAAGUUUGAAGCUAGUGAAGUUUGUGGAAUGUCUCAAAGUCACUUAUUUCGGGACGUUGCAGAGAUGUUUAGAAUCGCUGGAGUCGUCAUGCAGACAGGAGCUGGGCGGCAGACCCGCUAGCGAGGCCAUGCGCCAACUGUUAUCCGUAGCCCGUCAGGUCGACCUGUCGCCCUGCGCAGCCUUCCCACUGCUCACCAGCUUGUUGGAGUCACUGCGGAGGAUACUUUACAAGCUGCGGCUGGUGGGCGGCGAGGGCGAGGAGGCGUGCUGCGCGCUGUCGCCGCGCUGGCGCCGCCGCGUGGCCGCCUCCGCGCUGCACCAGCUCUCGCCGCAGCGCCUCGCCAAGCUCAUCUCCGCGCAGAUACUAGAACGAUUAAGCAUGGCACACGAGCGUUACCAGUCAGCGCUGACGUCCUUAGAAAGUGCAUUAGCGGGCAGGUUACACCAUACCGGGGACAUUAAGCUGGCUAUUAGGAAAAAGUACGCGCCAACGUUUGCUAGACUAUGUUUAGAAAGUACGUCCAUGUGCGACCUCCUCAUGUACGGAACACCAGAGCUGGGACGGGAAAUUGGUCGUGGGCAAUAUGGCGUGGUGUAUAGCGUGCGAGGGUCUUGGGGAGGGAAGUCUCCGGUUGCCGUGAAGUCGGUGCUACCGGCCGACGAUAGGCACUACAGAGAGUUGGCCAUGGAAUUCUUUUAUACUAGGAGUAUCCCGGCGCAUCCCCGUAUAGUCCGCCUGUACGGCUCAGUGGUGCAACGGUCGCAAGCCGGUUCCUGCGUCCUGCUGGUGUCCGAGCGCAAAGUUCGAGACCUGCACGCUGCAGUCCGGGCAGGACUCACCUUCAGUUCCCGGAUGAGAAUCGCUGCGGAUAUUGUCGAAGGUAUCCGCUACCUCCACUCGCUGGGCUUGGUGCACCGCGACAUAAAGAUGAAGAACGUCCUGCUGGACUCUUUGGACCGCGCGGCGCUGUCGGACCUGGGCUUCUGCGCGGCGGAGGCGCUGAUCUCUGGCUCCGUGGUGGGCACGCCCGUGCACAUGGCGCCCGAGCUGCUGGCGGGCGAGUACGACGCCAGCGUCGACGUCUAUGCCUUCGGGAUACUCUUUUGGUAUGUUUGCGCCGGGAACAUAAAACUGCCGUCCGCUUUCGAUUUUCAAAAUAAAGAACAAUUAUGGAGUAAAGUUAAAAGAGGUCGUCGUCCAGAACGUCUGCCCCAGUUCUCUGACGAGUGCUGGGACAUCAUGGAGUCCUGCUGGGCCUCGGAGCCCUCUCAGCGCGCCCUCCUCGGAGACAUCCAGGCGCGUCUCGAGAGGAUCAUGGCCACUGCUCACGAUGAGCCGAACUUGCAGCAGGAGUGUGUGGACCCUGCAGUGUUUGAAACUGAUGACUAUAGUUUAGAGAUGACCGGGAUUGAAAAAAAUUGUGUGUGA